AUGUAUUUUCCACUGCCUGGUCCAACGCACGGAGCGACGACGCUCCCGUUUGACCCCGGCGACGCACCCCGUCGACCCUUCGAGAAGCGUCGCGUCGGCCUGUUGAGUCACGCGCGGGAUCGGCUGCCGGAUGCCCUCCCACUUCGGCCUUUCCAGAGGUCGUCUGCAAGCCUCACCGAUCGCCAUGCAUUGGAGAUGGUCAUUGUGCCAGGUUUUGUGAUACAAUCAUCCCCCACCCGCUUCUUCUGCAUGCGGCUCUGUUAG
Messenger RNA from Closterium sp. Naga37s-1, 264 nucleotides. The record is from the annotation of a GenBank genome assembly. Lineage: Eukaryota; Viridiplantae; Streptophyta; Zygnematophyceae; Desmidiales; Closteriaceae.